AACAAACAAUAUUGUCUUUAUGAAGACGAGAAUUGGGUUAACACAUCUGGUUAGAAGGUAUUAUUCCUCCGGAGCAGCUUCCACCACAGGAAACCCACUUUUGUUGGAUAUCCUUCCUUCGAAGAAGAUAAUCUCUCGUUUAUUGUUCGACUAUGACGCACGCUACAACUUCAGCAAGUACUUGCCUGUCGUAGAAUCUAUCUAUGACUCGCUGCCAGAUGUUUUUGGAAAAGAACCGGAGAUCCCAGAAAGGUUCAGAGGAAACGACUUACUUAUAUUUCAACGGGUGCUUGCACAGAUCAGGAAACAGACACACACUAUCAACCCUUUAUUAUUGAAACUCGAGAAUGAGCUCGUUGAACACGCUGCAGAGAGAGGAUCUCGAGAUGCCCUAUGCACCUUAUCCUUUAUGGCCUUAGACAACAACGGGGAAGGCUGGACCGAAGAUGAUAAAAGUACAGCAAAGAAAUACAUUAAGGAUUUGAUGGAAAUGGAACACCCUUUGGCUUUCAAACUAGCUGCAGACAGAGAACUUAAGGGUUUCACGGAAUCUUUGAACCAAAAUGAAGAAGAAGAAGAUAUGUCAGUGGAUGCCAAAGUGCUACGAACAGAAGAAUCCACUGCCGACUUGUCUCCCACAUCGGACACAUCGUUUACUAACAUCACAUCUUCACCAAAACGACUUGCACGCGCAGUAUCAUUGUACGACCACUUCUUGAAACUAGACCCCAAAUCGACUGUUGCAGCUGCUGCACACCGUAGCUUGGGAAUGAUCUUUUUCAGAACCCAGGAGUUAGUUAAAGCAGCCGAGCAUUUCAAACAUGCGGUACAGCUUGCACCUGCUUCGGACAACGCUCAGGCACAUUUCUUCCUUGGUUUGUUGAAUGAGAUCGACACACUGAAAGCCAGGUAUCAUUUUCAAAUGGCUGCAAAAGAGGGGUUCAGAGAAUCGUUUGCAAACCUUGGAUACAUUGAGCUGAACGUGUUCAACGAACUGAAGAAAGCAAAAGAGUGGUUCGCCCUUGGUGCAGAACUCGGUGUCCCCGAAUGUAUAGUCGGGCUGUUUGACGUUGCAUACCGUGGGAAUGACUGGAAAAGAGCAAAGGACAUCAUCACGAGGGCAGAGAAGCAAGGUGUUGGAAAGAUGCUUUACGACUCUCGUAAGGACAACGUCGAGAAAGUACAAGAAAUUACCUCCUUUGACCCUAUAGUUGACGAGCAACAUGCCGAAGAGACAGGUGACAACAACAACCAGAAACGUAGGUCAAGAUGGGAUUUAUAGAAAUGUAUAUACAGAUGAAACGUUAAAUGUUAAUGCGAUACUGCUGAUAGUU
Messenger RNA from Pichia membranifaciens NRRL Y-2026, 1334 nucleotides. RefSeq lists its product as hypothetical. Gene Ontology annotation, molecular function: protein binding. The record is from RefSeq and is a predicted model, not a curated record. The coding region runs from base 20 to 1282 and encodes 420 amino acids. NCBI's taxonomy places the organism in Eukaryota, Fungi, Ascomycota, Pichiomycetes, Pichiales, Pichiaceae. The transcript has a single exon.